AUGAAAGACUAUAUGAAGAGAGUAUACAAUGUCGACGUUAUCAAAGUACGAAGCUAUGUUGAACAGCAGAAGGUUACGCGUGAGCUUCCACGAGGAAGACAGGGUGUUGGCCCAAUGCGGCGCCCGAUGCCGAAGAAGAAAAUGACGAUUGAGAUGACCGAACCCUUCGUGUGGCCUGAAGAACCAAAAGACUUUGAGCCAUGGGAACGAGACACAUUCUUCGAAGCCAAGAAGAUGCAAGAGGACUUCCAGGCGGCGCACGCUCACGACGCGCCAAUGAAGGCUCCCACACGAAAACGACAACUGCUAGCCGAACAAGCAAAGCAGGUUCUAAAAGGUGAAGAGCAGUGGCAGCCAACCUGGCAAGCACUGGGCCUGAGCUCUCAGAGACCAUUAUUCAACAAGGAAGAACGCGAGCCAAAGGAAGCAUCAUAG
Molecule: messenger RNA, 435 nt
Organism: Trichophyton benhamiae CBS 112371
Lineage: Eukaryota; Fungi; Ascomycota; Eurotiomycetes; Onygenales; Arthrodermataceae
Exons: 2
Coding region: 1-435 (144 amino acids)
Biological process (GO): mitochondrial translation
Cellular component (GO): ribosome; mitochondrial large ribosomal subunit
Molecular function (GO): structural constituent of ribosome
Source: RefSeq, a predicted model, not a curated record